ACAUGCGGGGCGAGGACCUGGAGGCGCUGCUGGAUUACAUGUACGCUGGGGAGGUGGAGGUGAAGCACAGCAGCCUUGCGUCUCUCAUCAAGGCUGCUGAGUGCCUGUGCAUCAAAGGGCUUGCUGUUCCUGAUGGAGAUCAAGCUGAAAAUUCCCCUCUGAAAAGCCCUGUGAUCAACACAAAUAACUGUCAAGAUAAUCCAACAUCCAAACGACGUAAGCUUGACCGCUCUUCCGAGUCUAGAUUUUCCGAAGAAUGCAAGCGCAGUCGAGGUUCUCCUGUGAGCGGAUCAAAUCUGCAGCAUUUUGAGCAAACCUGCACUAAAGUCGCCAUGAGAGCAGAACAGAGUACGGCAAAGGAUAGAACCAGCAUGGAAAAUUCCUUGGAGAAUAGACGAAGAAACAACAGUGAAGGAAAUACCUCCAUAAAGACUGAAAGGGAAUCUAGAGAAACCUAUUCACAGAAGAAGGCCACGAAAGAAAAUGAUAUUAGCACAAAAAAUAUGUUUAUAAAUGAUGAUAUUCUGGAGCAUGAAGUAAAGCUUGAGGUGGAGGAAGAGGGAGAAGAAAUGUUACUGGAGAAAACAGAAGAAGAUGUGUUCGACGAAGCUGUGGACUCGUCAUCAUCCGUCGUUAAUGAGCCUUGGCGGAGCAACCAAGAUGGCGGCAGCAACAUUCAAGAUGGCGUUGAUGGAACCAUUCAAAAUCAUGGCAGUCGAAUUGUCACUGAUGGAGACAGCUCUGUCCAAUAUAGCGAAGCUAUGUCGGGAGCUGGUAAAAAUAUGCCUGCCAUCGAAGAUGAUCUCGACCGGUCGAACCACGAUAUCAGCUCGGAAACUUCAGACUAUGAAAACUCAAACGCCCGCCAUGACGAUCGUGAUGGACGUCAAGAUGGCGGUCGCGAUGGACGUCAAGAUGGUGUCGGCAGUUGCGCGCUGCUGAAGAGCGACGAGGAUUUUGACGAGCAUCGUUUCACUGACGCAGAACUGGAAACUCAUGAUGACGUCGGAGACGAAGAAGGAAAUACCCAAAGAGAAGCGGAUUAUCACGAAGACUUGAACGAUGACGACGUAAGCAUCCUGCGUGACGACCGGACGAUGGUGUCCGAUGGCCUGGAGACUCUGAGGUCCAUGGGAAUCUCCAUCCAAAACAGCGGCCCAAGUGUGGGAUUUUUGCCCCAAAAUUUGGUUUCUUCGACACCUAUUUCUCGGGUUGAUUUCGCCGUAAGGUCACAUUUACCCAACCCCACCAAACUGGGGUUGGGUAAAGACAGAAAUACAAUACUAAACCGAUCACAAUCCCAGUUGAUUGGCCAGCUUAACCCUGUUAACAGAGGCAAAGGUCGAAACUCAAACAUCCUCCUAGACCACGGACAGGACAGGGCCCCGACCGCCCAUUUCCUCAACCACGAAAUGGGCAGAACUGCAAUCCAUGGCAAUCCAAUUCCAUCACAUUUCCUGAAUGAUUCAUCCUCUCUCACAGCCAACCCAGGGUUACAUCCUGGAUUGUCUACCACACAAUCCGUUACCCUCGAUGACCUCAGAAGUUCUUUGUCUGGAUUCGAUCCGCAUUCCUCCAGCCGGAAAGAAGCGGACGAACCUCUUCACUGUCCGUUUUGCGGGAAGCUCUGUAAAAGGCGUGACCAUUUACGGCUGCACAUCCGCAUCCACACGGGCGAGAAGCCCUUCAAGUGUCCGUAUUGUGACCGCCGCACCAACCAGAAGAACAACUUGAAGCUCCACAUCCGCAACGUCCACCCCGGCCUCCCUGUCAUGGUCAGCGGCAGCUGGUGAACCGCAACUGCAACCUGGUGAAGGCUUUUAUUAUUUUACCAAAGGCUAUCGGAAAUUCCAAUCGCGUGUAUUGAUUAGUUAUAUCCAAGGAAAAAUUACAAUAUUUUCGCGUAUUGAUUGGUUAUAUCCAAGGAAAUAUUACAAUUUUUGCAUGUAUUGAUUAGUUAUAUCCAAGGAAAUAUUACAAUUUUUGUG
Molecule: messenger RNA, 1988 nt
Organism: Hyalella azteca
Lineage: Eukaryota; Metazoa; Arthropoda; Malacostraca; Amphipoda; Hyalellidae
Product: longitudinals lacking protein, isoforms A/B/D/L
Exons: 2
Coding region: 3-1793 (596 amino acids)
Cellular component (GO): nucleus
Molecular function (GO): protein binding
Source: RefSeq, a predicted model, not a curated record